AUGGAAGAUUUAAUCUCAGUCAAUUUUGAUUACCAAGCAAAAGGAUCCGAUUUUCAAUUAGGCAUGCAAAUAGACUACCCAUCCCCAGAUAUUUAUGAAAAUACGACUCCAUGUCAAAUGACAGUUGAUUUUUAAAUAGUGUAUUUUUCAUCGAAAUAAAUUUGGUCGAAAAUGUUUAAAUAUUGUAGCACAUGGUCGAAAUUUAAUGUUUUUUUCAGUUAAAUGUCUCACUAUCAAAAAGUAUCAACCAAUUUUCGACCAAAAGUACUUCAGUGAAAUGUAACUAUCAAAAAUGCACUAUCAUUGAGUAUAUACCCGAAAAUACAGCAUAUAAGCCUCACAGCAACCAAUCUUCUGCAUCUCCUAUACCAAGUAUCGAUUUAAACCAAAAAUUACUCGAAAUGGUUACUCAGCAAUCAGCUUUUCAGCAGCAAAUCAUAAAGCUUCAAGCUGAUUUAUUGCAGAUUGAAAAAGAAAGCGCAAGCAAAGACGCAGAAAUCAAAAAGUUAAAUAAGCAAGCGAAACAGUUUCAGAUUCAGAUCGAAGAAAAAACUAAAAAUCUGCAAGAGCUUACUAUCGAUUAUCAAGAAAAAUUCAGAAAUUUUGAAGCUGAAAAUCAAGAACUCCAAUCAGCUAAUUUAGAUCUAGAACAAAAAAUCGCAUCAUUGUCAGCCGCAUUAGAACAAAAAACUGCUCAAUAUGUAAAAUUACAAAAUGCUUAUAAAGAAAGAGAAAAACGAAGAAGCACUGCUGAAGUCAUGCUAGAUCAGCAGGAAACAAACAAUAAAGACUUGAUCCAGAAAAAUGUGAUAUUAGAGAAGCAAGUCCAAGAUCUAGAAAAAAAGAAUAAUGAAAACAACAGAAUUAUUAUGAAACUGAGAGCUGACAUUCAAUCCACAGAUGAAAUUAUGGGACAAAGAGACUCACAAGUAAAGAAAGUUUUAAAUAAAAUUAAACAGCAAGAAAGUGAGAUUGUAAAAUUAAGAGAAGAAAAUAAGAAAAAAGAUGACACUAUCUCUAAUCUACAAAUAAAAGUCGACUUUUUAGAAAAACACCUUGAGGAGACCAAAACGGUUUAUAAAGAAAGAGAUAUGAAAAAAGCCUUACAACAGAUAUCUGCAAAAGACAGCGAGUUAAAACUUAUGAAAGAAAUGGCUAAAAAUUGGCAGCUUCAAUUUAAAAAAGCAGCUGAUUCUGGAAAAAGCAAAAAGCCUGUAAAACUGCCUCCAAUUGCGAUCGAAGAAAAAUCUAUUGAAAAACCAUCAGAUAAAAAAUUAAGGUUCAGAGAGAAUUUAAGAGCUAAAAAUUUCAGAAAACCUGACGAAUCGAAAUCAGCUGAAUCAAAUAUUAUUUCAGCUCCGGGGGAGUCAGAGACAUCUCCACACAAGCAGGUAAGAAAAGGAACCCCAAAGCCUAAAGUUCAAAAAACUUCACCUGAUAGUGCUCUUAACAGUGUAGCCUCAUCAAUAAAAGGAUUUCCUGAAAUAGAAAGGAUCGAGGUGAAAAGUGACGCAUCAAGUGGCUUUGAAUUUGCUUUUAGAGGUAAAAGCGAUGAUAAAUUUAAUGAAGAUUUUGGAAGCCCGAACUAUGAUAAAGAUAUUAAUUUUCGAAAUAUUGAUAGCCCCGAAGCUGAUUAUAAAUCAGUGUCUUCCCCAGAAUUUGAAGUAUAACGCCUCAUAUUAAUUCGGAGCUGAAAUAUAUUAAAUAAAUAAAUCUGCAGCUUGGUGUGUAUAUCGAAAUAAUUCAAUUAUAUUAUGUAUAGUUAAAAGCGCGAAAAUUAAUAUUGAAAAAAUUGAUCCAAGGAAUCAAAUAAUAAAAAUUGCGUGGCGAACCAACCUGCCCUUUUGACAACUGUUGCCAGACGAGAGUCUGGGGACCUUGGGGAAGGGAGAGCAGCGUCUGGUAUGUUUAUCCGUCCGGGCUUUACUUGGUCUAGUGGAGCGCAAUCUUGGGUUGGCCGGUUGCAGGCUCACAUCCAGGGCAAGGUUUUACCACAGGAGGAUUGAACUUGGAAGUUGGAAAGGGACCACCAACAAAGUAGAGGGCAUUCGCUUGGUCAAUCAGGUAUUUUCCCAGCGCGAUACCGAGAGUAACGCCCUGAGCUACAAGCUUCAUCUGGGUCGAUAGCCUGACUAGAAAAUUCACUUUUUUAAUUUUCAGAGAAGGUAGCUUGUCGACCCACUGCACUGUGACCCCAUUGUCAUUACCUCAGGGUGCAAGUGCAAACCCUUGCCGGAGGGAGCAACACAUUUGUAAUCAUACUGGCAACCAAGGAGAUGAUGAAGCAAGGGAUAUGGAAAGCCAUUAGUUGGAUUGCCGGGAGUUCCUCCAUAAUAAUAUAAUGAAUGAAUGAAUGAAUGAUCCAAGGAGCCAAGGAUAUAUAAAUAACACUGAAGAAGCACCACAAGAAAAAGAAUUUGUUGAAAAUUAUCGCGAAGAAUAUAUACCAGUGAACGAAUCACCAAAUUUUCGAGGUGAAGAAGAAGUCAACCAAGAAGAGAAUUAUCCUGAGCCAUCAUACCCAGAAACCACUUAUCCUGCAGAAGAGCCUCAAAAAAUUAGCCCAGAUCCUCCUGCAGAUGUAGCUGAAACUCAGCAAAUUAAAAGUAACGAAAUUUCUAACUCCCCUCUGUGAGCGAACAAAAAGUUUUUUUCGCCUACAGAGGGAUUAUUGUUUUUUUUAAAAAAUAUAUAGAAAUUUAUAGUAAAUUUUUUUUUUCAAAAUCGUAAAAAUAGGAAACCAAAUAUUUAUUUAAUUUGCAAAAUUAAACAGAAUUAGCCUAGAGAUUUCAUUAUACUAAUUAUCAGUUAUGCAUCUUUUUUUUUUAUAAAAAAAGUUUUGUUCGCUUACGGAGGGUGGGUUUUUGAGCAAAAAAUAAGGAUUUUUCCAAUGGUUUUGUUCGCUCACAGAGAGGAUAGAGAGGAGGGGGAUUAAGCAGCCAGAGCAAUUAGAGGAAAACCCUAAUUGGGGUGAAGAUUUAGAAGAUGUUGAUUAUUUUUCUAGAGAUAAGCAUGAAGAAGCUCCUGAAAACCCAAGAGAUCAAUAUGAACCUGAAUUGCAACAGCCAAUUAUAGCUAAAAAAGAGUCCAUUAGAAACCCUCCAAGCGAGAGAAUAGUAGAAACUGAGCCUUCCUCUCAAACUCAGAAAACCCAAUUAAAAAGUGAGAGAGUAGUAGAAGCUGAGCCUGCCCCUCAAACUCAGAAAACCCAAUUAAAUAGCCAAGCGACACAGCAAGAAGAAAUUGAAGCAGAAGUGCUAAAUGAAGAAGAAAUACCCAACGAAGAACCUGAAGGUACCUCUGAAGAAGAAGGUGAAGAAGUUGGAGACGUUGAUUUGGAAGAUCUAGAAGAAGAUUUUUAA
Messenger RNA from Blepharisma stoltei, 3362 nucleotides. NCBI's taxonomy places the organism in Eukaryota, Ciliophora, Heterotrichea, Heterotrichida, Blepharismidae. The record is from the annotation of a GenBank genome assembly.